AUGUUUUUCAUUCGUAAGCGGUACUUUGGCUUUUCCCAUGGGUUGGGAAUAUCAGGCGUCAUCCACAGGCGCCUGUUGAAGGAGGUUCCCAAUUGCGCCUUUCAGAGAAGACCAUUCAGCACGAAAAACUUCUACGAAAUUCUAAACGUUCCACGAAACAGUAGUAAAAAUGAAAUAAAGCAAGCGUAUCGAAAGCUAGCCCUGAAGUAUCACCCAGACAGGAAUCCAAACAAUAGGAAGGAAUCGGAGAAAAUGUUUAGGGAAAUAACAGAAGCAUAUGAGACCUUAAGUGAUGAAAAUAAAAAACGGAUGUAUGAUAGUCAAUUGAAUAAUGGCUUCUCCUCUGGCCACUUUGAAAACAACUACACCAACACGAAUAGUAAUACCGGAACAAAUUACGCUUACCAGACGAGGAGAAUGACUGAUGAGGAAAUUGAGAAGGUCUUCAAGAAUGUCUUUGGCACCAUGAACCUUAAUGAUAUUUUUAAAUCCAACCUUUUUGGGGAGGGCAAUUUCUCUCCCAGAGGGAUGGAGAAUGAUUUUUUCACAAAAUUCGGAGUACCGGGAUCCUACCGGAGCAACAGUGACAAUAUAAAACAGACGAACAUAAAAACGGAGAUAAUACCACGAGGGAAAAAAAUAAUUGAAAAGACAACAAAAAUAAUUACCUACCACAAUGGGGUUGUGAAGCAGGAAAUCACGGAGCGAGAGAUAAGCGGCAACAGCAAAGAAUACGAUGACAUGUCUGAUUUUGAUAUUUUCUACAAAAGUAAUUUUAACAAGGUAGAUCCUCGUGCCCGUCGAAGUGAAUUCAUUGAUUAUGCAAACAGCGAGAAAGGAAAAAAAAUGGUGAAACAAGUUGUACGAUAUGGAUACGGAAUCAUCUCCAUCGCCAUGAGAAGGAUCCUUGUUAAUAUUGUUAUACAAGUUAUUCGAAGGAUCGUACAAGGCCUCAUCCACAUGCUACGACGGAGAUGA
Molecule: messenger RNA, 978 nt
Organism: Plasmodium knowlesi strain H
Lineage: Eukaryota; Apicomplexa; Aconoidasida; Haemosporida; Plasmodiidae
Product: DnaJ protein, putative
Exons: 6
Coding region: 1-978 (325 amino acids)
Biological process (GO): negative regulation of apoptotic process; mitochondrion organization
Cellular component (GO): mitochondrion
Molecular function (GO): protein kinase binding
Source: RefSeq, a predicted model, not a curated record